UCUUAAACCAAACGAUUUCUUCCAAAUCACAAUUUUCUUUUCCCCUUCUUCUCUCCAACCUAAAGCCGCCGACGAUCCUACCCAACCAUGGAGUGGGUUCGAGGAGAUGAGAUUGGACAUGGAAGUUUUGCCACCAUCAAUUUCGCCACGCCUUCCAAGACUUAUUCUGGUCAUCAAUUUCCUCCAUUGAUGGCGGUUAAAUCAUCUGGGGUUGUUUGCUCUGCCUCGCUCAAGAACGAAAAGCAAGUUUUGGAUCUUCUGGGUGAUGAUUGCCCACAAAUUAUUCGCUGUUUUGGGGAGAGUUGUAGUUACGAGAACGGUGAGGAGAUUUAUAAUUUGUUUCUCGAGUAUGCUAGUGGUGGGAGUUUAGCUGACAGAAUACAGAGCCGCGGUGGUCGGCUGCCGGAAUUUGAGGUUAGACGCUACACGAGGACGAUUCUCGAAGGCCUUCGGUAUAUUCAUGGAAAAGGAUUUGUUCACUGCGAUGUAAAGCCUAGAAAUAUUCUCGUGUUUGAUGACGGUGAUGCUAAGAUUGCGGAUUUCGGAUUGUCGAAGAAGGCGGGAAAAAAAAGAGCAGAAACAGGGGAAGAGGCAGGGAGAUUUCAAUUGAGGGGCUCUCCUCUGUACAUGUCGCCGGAAUCGGUGAAGGAUAACGAGUAUGAGUCGCCGUGUGACAUAUGGGCAGUCGGAUGUGCGGUGGUCGAGAUGUUGACAGGAAAACCCGCUUGGAAUUGCAGGCCGGAAUCCAACAUCUAUUCUCUGUUACUCAAAAUUGGGAUCGGAGAGGAAUUGCCGGAAAUUCCUAAAGAUCUGUCGGAAGAAGGGAAAGAUUUUCUCGGAAAAUGCUUGGUGAAGGAUCCUGCAAAGAGAUGGACGGCUGAUAUGCUUCUGAAGCACCCAUUUGUAGCAGACUCGGGGCGGACUGUUCCAUUGACGGCCGUGGACGAACCAUCAACGUCACCGAGAUGCCCUUUCGAUUUCGAAGAUUGGGCAUCGAUUCAUUCACAAGAGGCCGAUCAGAGAUUUGAGGAGGAAUCAAAUUGUUGGUUGAAUUCGUCGUGUUCGUGGUUGUCUUCUCCGAGGGAGAGGCUGCUUCAGCUAGUGGACAAUGGGCCAGUUGACUGGUCCGUCACGAACAAUUGGGUCACCGUCAGAUGAUUUCUAAUCACGGUUGGAUUCGGCCGUGGACGGAAAAGACGGAAGGAUAUUUUGGGGUUGAAGAAUUUUAUUUUUUUUUCGAAGAUCUUCAAUCAAAAUGAACGGUGCAGAUUCAAUUGAUUUGUUGAUUAAAUUUUGAUAUAUAUAUAUAUAUAUAAAUAGGAAAUUUGGUGGAGAUAGAUAGGUCACACGGGGUUGAGUUGAUGGAUGGAUACACCAAAUAUGGUGUGGUCCAGUGUACAUAAAAACCUAUUUUUUCGUUAAUAUUGGAAAUAAUAUAUAAUUAUUACCUUCCAAUUAAA
Molecule: messenger RNA, 1460 nt
Organism: Benincasa hispida (wax gourd)
Lineage: Eukaryota; Viridiplantae; Streptophyta; Magnoliopsida; Cucurbitales; Cucurbitaceae
Product: mitogen-activated protein kinase kinase kinase 20-like
Biological process (GO): signal transduction; protein phosphorylation
Molecular function (GO): ATP binding; protein kinase activity
Source: RefSeq, a predicted model, not a curated record